AUUGGACAUUGUUCUUCACAACCAUGGCUUUCUCUCAUGUUGGAUUUCUGGGUGACAGGAUGACGGGCAAGGCCCUGGAGAUAGGCGUUUGUGCUACGGCUUCUGCAGGAUUUCUCCUUUUGGUUACGGGAGUCAUGUCUGGAAUCAUCACAGAACCAAUGUUCCUCGACACGUUCCCAAAGAUGGCGGGAGAUUAUAAACUCGGCUCCAUUCAAGCGCUCGUUGUUGCCAUUUAUGAGAUUGGCUGUCUUUUGGGUUCGUUUGUUAUUAUUGGAUAUGGUGAUAAGCUGGGUAGGAGACGUGCGGUGCUUGUUGGUGCUUGCAUUAUGCUUGUUGGGACAGCCAUACAGACUUCUUCCACGACACUUGCUCAGCUCAUUGUGNGGAAGGAUUGUCACUGGAGCUGGAAACGUAUUCCUGUCUGGCAAUCUGAAAUCGCACCACCAAAGAUCAGAGGCUUUCUGGUGCUCUUUGAAGGCGCUUUGAUCACGGCUGGAGUUAUGUUAUCAUAUUGGGUCAACUACGGAUUCUGGUUCUACAAUGCUAGCUCUUUCCAAUGGAGGUUCCCUGUGGCCUUCCAAGCCUGUAAGUUCAGCGAGGAGUCGCCUCGAUGGCUACUCAAACACGGCAAAGAGAAGGAAGCAACUCAGAUCAUGGCACGUCUCAAGCAAUCCGAUGUCGACGAUGAGGGACUGAAGAGAGAGAUCAACGAGAUCAAGCGAAUUAACGAGAUCACAGCAGGCACGAAGCUUACAUUCAAAGAGUUCUUUUCAAAUGGACCGGACAUGAAUCUCUGGCGCGCCUCAAUCGCCUUUGCGGCUCAGGCCUUUCAGCAAAUUGGUGGGAUCAACUUGGUCACCUAUNUACCAGAUGCUACCGUGGUUUUCGAAGAUUCUUUAGGUUUUGAUCCCACAUUUGCCCGACUCUUGACCGGCGUUCUGGGUACCGAGUACUUCCUGGCUGCUCUAGUCGCUCUCUUCAUUGUGGACCGCGCUGGAAGACGCCGUCUCAUGAUGUGGAACGCAGGAGGCAUGGGUCUAGCCAUGAUGGUCGCCGGCAUCGGGCUCUCGCAAGGGAACAAAAGCGGCGCCUAUGCAGCCACAGUCAUGAUCUUCCUCUUCAACACCUUCUUUGCCAUCGGCUGGCUCGGCGUAACCUGGCUCUAUCCCGCCGAAGUCACUCCCAUCCGCAUCAGAGCUGAAGCCAAUGGUCUCUCCACAUCUGCCAACUGGCUCUUCAAUUACGCUGUCGUGCAACUUUCGCCCAUCAUGAUCAACUCUAUCGCCUGGAAGACUUAUUUUGUCUUUAUGUGUUUUAACUUUGCUUUUAUUCCUGUGGUCUAUUAUAAUUUUGUGGAGACCAAUGGGUAUAAGCUCGAGGCUAUGGAUGCUAUCUUCCAGGAGGCCCAUCGAAAUGGAGAGAACCCUGUCAAGGUCGAGAAGAGGGUUCGUAAGGGCAACACUGACGGAUUGGGAGAGCUGGAGAAGAGAUCAUCCGUAGGCAGUGAGAAAUUCGAGGAUGAGAAGAAGGAAGAUGUUGAUGCAGAG
Messenger RNA from Aureobasidium vineae, 1547 nucleotides. The record is from the annotation of a GenBank genome assembly. NCBI's taxonomy places the organism in Eukaryota, Fungi, Ascomycota, Dothideomycetes, Dothideales, Saccotheciaceae.